UCAUACUGACGUCACACACUCUUACAGAUUGUCUGUCUGUCAUAUAUAUCAGAAUACAGAGGGAUGACGUCAUCAACGGAGAUGCUGGUUCGUUGCCAUGGUAUCUUAAGAUCUCCUGGGCUCUAUACAACAUGACUUCCUUCACCAGCAUGGUGACCUUCCUAGUCUACUAUAUACUGAUAAACAACGAUGACAGCGCUAAUGGAUUACUGAAGCACGGAAUCACAUUCAUUUUUUUCAUUUCACAUCUCGGACUUUCCAGGAAACCUUUUCGAAUCUUACAUUGUUACUUGUCGUUAAUUUUCGUUUUUGUUUACGUCAUAAUCACUGUGAUCUACCAGAAAGGUUUCCGCCAGAUGGCAGUGUACGAUAUCUUUGAUUGGGACAACGCCCCCAACGCCGUCCUCUACAGCUUUUUCCUCGUCGUUCUGGCUCCAGUGACAGCAAUGGCGUGUUUUGCUUUAACGUUGCUUAGGGACUUUGUAAGCCAAAAAUGUAGAAAGGUGGACGAAGAGACCGAAAAAUUUGAUUCGGUAUGAAAGCUUGAAAGUAAAACAAAUUUUCUGUACGUAAUAAAAUUGCAAAUGGACAUCCACCUAAGCUGCAUAAAAUAUCUGUAGAAAUUAAAAUCUUGCGAACA
Ostrea edulis (European flat oyster) is the source of this 640-nucleotide messenger RNA. RefSeq lists its product as uncharacterized. Gene Ontology annotation, cellular component: membrane. The record is from RefSeq and is a predicted model, not a curated record. NCBI's taxonomy places the organism in Eukaryota, Metazoa, Mollusca, Bivalvia, Ostreida, Ostreidae. The transcript is spliced from 3 exons. The coding region runs from base 132 to 539 and encodes 135 amino acids.